Molecule: messenger RNA, 1662 nt
Organism: Sclerotinia sclerotiorum 1980 UF-70
Lineage: Eukaryota; Fungi; Ascomycota; Leotiomycetes; Helotiales; Sclerotiniaceae
Exons: 5
Coding region: 1-1662 (553 amino acids)
Biological process (GO): transmembrane transport; carbohydrate transport
Cellular component (GO): membrane
Molecular function (GO): carbohydrate:proton symporter activity
Source: RefSeq, a predicted model, not a curated record
AUGGCGGAGAAGACAAAUAGCCAAUAUGAUGAGGUUGAGCUAUCAAACCGUCGCAGUGAUGAUGAGAAACAUGCCGAAGUUGGAGCGAAAGUCGUUCUCGGAAAUGAAGCAUUCAAUGAAGCCAUGCUCAAGGAGCCUCCAAGGCCUUUUACAUGGUCAACGAUGCAGCUCUACAUAGCUUGUUUUAUCGGGUUCUUUUGUGCUACAAUGAACGGUUACGAUGGAUCCCUCAUCAACAAUUUACUCGUGAACCCUUGGUUUUUGGAUUUCUACCAUGGUGAAAAUGCUGGAAUAUGGGCUGGUAUUGUGACUUCCAUGUACCAAAUUGGUGGUGUAGUUUCAUUGCCAUUCGUCGGACCAGCUGCAGAUACAUUUGGUCGACGAUUUGGAAUGUGGCUUGGAUGUCUUUGUAUUAUCCUUGGUACGAUCGUUCAAGGUGUUGCUACAAGAAAUGCUGGUGUGAGACAAUUUAUGGGUGGUCGUUUCCUACUAGGUUUUGGUGUCAAUAUCGCUUCUGCAGCUGGUCCUAUGUAUGUUGUAGAGGUUUCUCACCCUGCAUAUCGUGGUGUAGUAACAGCUAUCUUCAACUGCUUUUGGUUCACUGGAUCAAUCAUCGCCAGUGGGGUAGCUCGUGGAGCAGAUAACAUCGGAGGCGAUGAAUCAUGGAGAUUGAUUAUCUGGAUUCAAUUGAUGUUCUCCAGUAUCAUCUUCAUUUCCGCUUACUUCCUUCCCGAAUCUCCAAGGUGGCUUUACGUCAACAAUAAACGCGAUCAAUCCAAGAAGAUGCUUACCAAGUUCCAUGGAGAAGGGAACCCAGACAGCGAAUGGGUGAAACUACAAUUGAAUGAAUAUGAAGAACUUUUGGAAAUGGACGGUGCCGAUAAACGUUGGUGGGAUUACAGAGCACUUUUCAAGAAUCGAUCUACUUGCUAUCGACUAUUCUGUAAUGUUAGUAUAUCGAUCUUUGGUCAAUGGGCAGGCAAUGCUGUCUUGUCGUACUUUAUGGGCAAAGUUCUCCAGACUAUCGGUGUUGGAAGUCACAUUGGCCAAGCAAAUGUCAUACUAAUCAACAAUUGCCAACAAUUCUGCUGGGCUCUCUUUGGUGCUGCAAUGGUUGAUCGUAUUGGACGUCGUCCUCUUCUUCUCUUUUCUAAUAUUGGCUGCUGCGUAAUCUGGCUCGCAAUGACUGUCUCCGCUGCGCUGUACCAACAAUCCAUCCCCGACCCCAGCAACCCAGACUCAAUCGGCACCAAUCACGCAGCUGGUACCGCCUCCCUAGCCUUCAUCUUCGUCUUUGGCGCCGUCUACUCCGUUGGUUUCACACCCCUCCAAGCUCUCUACCCUGUCGAAGUCCUCUCCUUCGAAAUGCGCGCCAAAGGAAUGGGCUUCUCAGGAUUUUCCGUCGCGGCAGCCGGUCUCCUAAAUCAAUUCGCAUGGCCUGUUUCCAUGCAGAAAAUCGGUUGGAAAACUUAUAUUAUUUUUACCAUUUGGUGUGCGAUCCAAACGACUGUGGUUUAUUUUUUUAUUCCUGAGACGAGAAAUAGAACUCUAGAGGAGUUGGAUGAGAUUUUUAAUAGCCCUAAUCCGGUUAAGACGUCAAUUGCGAAGAAGAGGUUGGGGCUGGAUGCAUAUGGUGAGGUGGUUAAUAUUCAGGAUGCUUGA